This is a messenger RNA of Lates calcarifer (barramundi perch), 1085 nucleotides long. It is a transcript of the gene cmc1, whose product is annotated as C-x(9)-C motif containing 1. Lineage: Eukaryota; Metazoa; Chordata; Actinopteri; Centropomidae. Bases 110 to 436 code for a protein of 108 amino acids. Gene Ontology annotation, cellular component: mitochondrion. The transcript is spliced from 4 exons. The record is from RefSeq and is a predicted model, not a curated record.
UGGGAUUUGUAGUUUUUGACGCCGCCCAGCUACGUCAGCGGAAGUUUUCUGAGCGUACGUGAGCUAGGUCACAUUGGUUCAGUUUUGUAAUGUUUUGAGAAACAACACCAUGAUGGAGGCAGCCAACGCAGAGGAGAUCCAACUGAGACAUGUGGAGAAAGAUGUCCUGAUCCCCAAGUUGAUGAGGGAGAAAGCCAAGGAGCGCUGUGCUGAGAAAGUUGAAGCCUUCAACCACUGCUGUAAAGAGUCUGGUUUUCUCAUGGCGUUUAAGUGUCAAGAGGAGAAUUCAGUGCUGAAGGAAUGUCUGACACUGCACUACAAAGACCCCAUGUUCUUCGAGGAGUGUAAGCAAGAGUACAUCCGAGACAAACUGGAGUUUGAAAGGACGGGGAUCCCAUCAAAGAACAGGAAACAAAAACUCCCCACUAGCAUGUAAUGAACAACAUGACACCCAAAGAACAUCCCUCCUCUGAAGGUGAAGGUACAGAGCAUGAUGCUCUAACCAGAACUAGCACCAAGUCCUGCACACUUAGUGGUCAUCAUGGUCAUCUGGCAGGGUAUAUUACUGAUAGAGCCACAAGCCUGUGCUUUAUUUAAAUCUGUGGAGUUUUUGUGACUGAAGCUACUUUGGUGUGCAAGAAUGGUAUAUAAUCAAAUCGAUGCCUAUUUUUUAUGUUCUUCAUUAGAUGGCCACAAUUGUUGCAUCAUAAUUAUCUUUCUCACUUAAUUGAAUCAGCAGUAUUUACCUUACAUUUACCAAUUGAUUGAUAACAAUGCAGGGCUUUGGCUGUAGAGGUGUGUGGUUGUAAAUUGAGGGAUGCUCAAUAUCUGCUGAGUAGUAAUAUGUAUAUGUUCUACAUACAGUGACAACACAAGUGGUAAUAAGGAGUCUGGCUUGUUGCCUUUGCCUAGCUCAGAAGGUGUAUAUUAACAUCAGAUCAGAUUUGUACAGUGUUGGACAUGUCUGACAACUAACCAAGCAAUGACAUGCAGUUACAGAAUCAUGUGAUCAGUUGGCAUAUGCAAUGAAAUGUGACACUGUAUUCUGUGGCAGUAAAGUCUAUAUCAGUGGCAAAUUAGACAAA